Messenger RNA from Grus americana (Whooping crane), 628 nucleotides. RefSeq names its product glycoprotein hormone subunit alpha 2 (gene GPHA2). Lineage: Eukaryota; Metazoa; Chordata; Aves; Gruiformes; Gruidae. Gene Ontology annotation, biological process: cell surface receptor signaling pathway. Bases 132 to 488 code for a protein of 118 amino acids. Gene Ontology annotation, molecular function: hormone receptor binding; hormone activity. Gene Ontology annotation, cellular component: extracellular region. The record is from RefSeq and is a predicted model, not a curated record. The transcript has 3 exons.
GGUGUGCGCCGAUAGGAGCUCAGCGCCCCCUGCAGGGCGGGAGGACCCACGGCGGGAGGGGGGGGGUGUCCCGGGGGCGGGUCCCGGUGUCCGGUCCCCGUGUGUCCCCCGCCGUGUGUCCCCCCCCCGCCAUGGCUGCCCUCCGCCUUCUCCUGCUGCUGCUGCUGCUGCUGCCGCCCCCGGCCCUGCCCGACCGCCCCGCCCCCGCCUGCCGCCUCCAGUGGGUGCAGGUGGGUUCGGGCGCCGGGGGGUGCCGGGGGGGAGGGGCAGCCGCCUGCGUGGGGCACUGCGAGUCCGGCGCCUUCCCCUCCCCCCACGCCAUCAUGGCCGCCAGCCGCCACCCCCGCACCUCCCUGGCCCAGUGCUGCACCAUCGCCCGCGCGCACAAGGUCUGGGUGACCCUCCAUUGCCCCGGGGGCCCCCGCCGCCUCCCCACGGUCUCGGCCCGCGCCUGCCGCUGCGACAUGUGCCGCCUCUCCCGCUACUGACCCCCCCCCACCCCGCCACGGCGGGGACCCCCCAGAUGUUGGGGGAGGGGGUGUGUCACCCCCCCGGCACAUCUGGAUGCGUGUGUGUCCCCCCCAAAUGUCGGGGUGUCCCCCGUGUCCCCCUCCCUGCCAUUAAAUGC